Rasamsonia emersonii CBS 393.64 is the source of this 405-nucleotide messenger RNA. RefSeq lists its product as uncharacterized. The transcript has a single exon. The annotation marks the transcript as partial. The record is from RefSeq and is a predicted model, not a curated record. Lineage: Eukaryota; Fungi; Ascomycota; Eurotiomycetes; Eurotiales; Trichocomaceae.
ACAUUGUGGUAUGAGCGUACAAAAAAACGCAUUUUGUGUGGGUAUUCUAGUGAUCGGAGCAACCGGGUGAUCGAAACAGCCGGGAAAUACGUUAUUGCAUUGCAGAUCAGUGGCGGCUUGCUUGCCUCUGCCGUGUGUCUGUCGGGAUUUUUUCCCGCGGCCUCGAUCAAGCGACGGUUCGUAUCAAGGGCUAUAAAAGCCCACGCUCCUGCUCUUGUGAAUGGGGAAAUCGAAGACUCGAAAUCUCUGCUUCCAAGACCCACCAAUCAUGGACCCCCAGCAAGAAGUGAACGACAUUCUUUCCAAUGUCCGAUCCAUCAAGGACCUGACGCGGGACAAAGUGCUUGCCCUGCGAGGAACGCUCGCAGGAAGGAUUCGCGUGGAAAACCUCCAGGCAAGCCCUGA